AUGGGAAGUAGAUUAUCUGCUGUAAUAGAUACAGUAUAUAAUUCAAAACGACGAGAAUUUCUUGGUAGAGAUGGAGCUCGAUGGGGAAAAUUAGGCAUAUUUUAUUUUUUUUUCUACCUUGGUUUGGGUGCAUUUUUUUGUACAAUGUUAGCUGUAUUUAUGGCAUUAACACCACGAGAUCGUCCACGUUAUCAUGCAAAAACAUCAUGUAUGCGUACUCGUUCAAUACCUCUAUCACCUGGUUUAGGUUUUCGACCACAAUUAGAUAUAGAAAAAAAUCUUAUUUUAAUUGAUAAAAAUGCUUUUAGAAUUGGAUUAGAUCCUUAUGUUAAAAGUCUUAAUCAAUAUUUGCGAGUUUACUAUUGGAAACAUGAUAAUAUUGGAUUUAAUCAAACAAAAACAUUUAAAAUUUCUAAUCCCGGUGAUUGUACAUCUCAAAAUCAAUAUGGAUAUUCUAAUGGAAAACCAUGUAUACUUGUUAAAAUGAAUAAAAUUGUUGGUUUUAUACCAAAACCAGGUUAUUUAUCAGAAGAUAAACAUGCAUUUAAAUCUGCUAGAUGUCGAUCGAAUUCUAAUGCUAUUGCUGUUCAUUGUUAUGGAGAAUAUCCGGCUGAUGCUGAUAGUAUUAAGAAUAUAACUUAUAUAUCAGAAAAUGGCUAUGAUAAUAAUUGUGGUUCACUUGAAACUAAAUGGUUUCCUUAUGAGGGUAAAAAAGAACGUCAAGAUAUAUAUCAAGCACCAUAUAUAUGGGUACAAUUUAAUGAAGUUAAACCAAAUGUAUUAAUCAAUGUUAUGUGUCGAAUAUUUGGUGCAAAUAUUAAUUUUGAUCGAAAAUCAUCUCGAGCUCUAACACGUUUUCAAAUAUAUGUGAAAAAUAUACCAAAAAGUAAAUUAUCAGGUGAAAUAUGA
Molecule: messenger RNA, 909 nt
Organism: Rotaria sp. Silwood1
Lineage: Eukaryota; Metazoa; Rotifera; Eurotatoria; Philodinida; Philodinidae
Source: the annotation of a GenBank genome assembly